UUACAAAUAACGAAAACAAAGAGAGAAAGAGGAUAAUAAAACAAAGACAACCCAACUGACACAAUUACUCUCCCCAGUCCCCACCCCCACCAUGCAAUUGAAACCUCUCAACACCUUCACCGUUACGCUCAUGUUGUUCUUCACUUUCUUGAUCCUCUUCUUCUCCGGUUUCCUCGAAUUCCCUUCCGUUUCCUCCUCUAUCCAACGACCCUUUUCCACCUCUCCCCUUACCCUUUCUUCCAGCCCCCACCCUUUCACCGAUCUGCUCUCUGCUUUCAGGACAUGGGAUUCUCAAAUGGGUUGUGCCCGAUUCAAGCUCAAACAUCACGAUUUGAUCCGUUUGCUUUCCAACAGCUCUGGGUCGUUGCAGGAAGCUGGUGGCGAGUCUUCCUGCAAUCAGUUGAAAAUGGAGCAUGUUAGUGUUUUGGUAAAAGGCUGGACUUGGAUUCCUGAUAAUUUGGACAAUUUGUAUUCUUGUCGAUGUGGGAUGAGUUGCCUGUGGACUAAAUCUUCCGUUCUGGCUGAUAAACCUGAUGCCCUUUUGUUCGAGACCUCAACCCCUUCAUUUCAGAGGCACAGAGGAGAUCCACUUCGUGUGUACAUGGACCUUGAGGCUGGCAGGAAGCGUUCAGGUCGGGAGGAUAUAUUCAUUAGUUACCAUGCAAAAGAUGAUGUUCAGUCAACUUAUGCUGGUGCUCUCUUUCAUAAUGGUCGAAAUUAUCACAUAUCAUCAGAUAAGAACAAUGAUACACUUGUUUAUUGGUCUUCAUCACGUUGCCUUUCUCGAAGAAACCAGCUUGCUAAGAGUCUUCUCAAGUUGCUGCCUCACCACUCCUUUGGCAAAUGCCUGAACAAUGUUGGUGGUUUGGACAUGGCCCUUUCCUUCUACCCUGAGUGUGCAAAUGAUGCCAACAACCCAAAGUGGUGGGAUCAUUUACAUUGCGCUAUGUCUCAUUACAAAUUCGCCCUCGCAAUUGAAAAUACCGUUACAGAGAGCUACGUGACCGAGAAGCUAUUUUACGCUCUGGACUCUGGUGCAGUACCUAUCUAUUUUGGAGCUCCCAAUGUGCUGGACUUUGUCCCUCCGUAUUCAAUCAUAGAUGGAACCAAGUUUAGCUCCAUGGAGGAAUUGGCUUCCUACGUGAAAGCCAUUGCUAAUGAUCCUGUAGCUUAUGCAGAGUACCAUGCCUGGAGAAGAUGUGGUGUAUUAGGUAACUAUGCAAAGGCCCGUGCAGCGAGCCUCGACACAUUGCCAUGCCGAUUGUGUGAGGUAGUUAGUACAAAAGGUGGGAGAAAUGCAAGAACAGAAUGAGUUUAUUGUUUUAUAUACUUCACACUAUUUAAUGCAAAAUGACCAAUGGGAUUUGUUGUAGAUGUGUAAAGAUCAAUUUUGUACUUGGAUCAUUUGCAUUCAUGUUUACAAGAUGGAGAGAUGGUAAUUUGUGGAGAG
Molecule: messenger RNA, 1450 nt
Organism: Hibiscus syriacus
Lineage: Eukaryota; Viridiplantae; Streptophyta; Magnoliopsida; Malvales; Malvaceae
Product: alpha-(1,4)-fucosyltransferase-like
Exons: 4
Coding region: 92-1312 (406 amino acids)
Cellular component (GO): membrane
Molecular function (GO): alpha-(1->3)-fucosyltransferase activity
Source: RefSeq, a predicted model, not a curated record